AUGGGUAACAUAAUGGCUUUAUCUGUUGUUGCUAUGCAACAAGGAAUGGUCUCCAAGAAUGUAACACCAGUAUUAUUCGCCUUUGGAUUUACAUCCUUGGUUUUCCUUAUCAAAUACUUGGUACAGGAGGUAAUCAUGUUGGUCAUUCAAGGUACAAAAGAGGCCGAACCAAAAACAUUUGACGACAUUAAGAAGGUUAACUUGGAUGAGCUUCCUAAGGAAUUGGCCAAUAACAAACGUUCAAUUUAUGAGAGGCUGAGAAGAAUUAAGAAGGAAGACUUUGAAUUUAUUGUCAUGUUCGUUUUUAUUGCUGCUUCGUAUCUUAUAUCCACAAGUGGUGCUUCCAAUUACACCUUUACAUCAACUUCAAAAUCCACCGAAUCAAAUGUUAAUACAUUAAUAGUUUGGAGUGAUCUUUCAAUUGCCAAUUCAGUAAUUGGAUGCCUAUUCAUUGUUGCAUUCUUUGUGUUGAGAGUUAUCAGUCUCGUGAUGAUAUUUGUACAAUCUAAAACCCUCAUUCAGAACAUUAUUAGAAUAGUGACCUUUGUUUACCUUGCACUUUUUGGAUUGUUUGUACUUAUUAUGAUAUUCAUGUUUAAUUUUUAUGUUCAGGUCAUUGUACCUAGCAAAGUUAAUGCUUAA
Molecule: messenger RNA, 642 nt
Organism: Naegleria gruberi
Lineage: Eukaryota; Heterolobosea; Eutetramitea; Acrasida; Naegleriidae
Exons: 1
Coding region: 1-642 (213 amino acids)
Source: RefSeq, a predicted model, not a curated record